This is a messenger RNA of Callorhinchus milii (elephant shark), 3023 nucleotides long. RefSeq names its product peptidyl arginine deiminase, type II (gene padi2). The record is from RefSeq and is a predicted model, not a curated record. Gene Ontology annotation, molecular function: protein-arginine deiminase activity; calcium ion binding. Lineage: Eukaryota; Metazoa; Chordata; Chondrichthyes; Chimaeriformes; Callorhinchidae. Bases 488 to 2470 code for a protein of 660 amino acids. The transcript has 18 exons. Gene Ontology annotation, cellular component: cytoplasm.
AGCUGAAGGCACGGUCAAAGAGAAUGCAAGGAUUAUCAUUAUUAUUUAUCAGGAUUUGCAAUUGCGAGAUCUCAGAAAAUUCCGCUGACUUUUGUGCUUGGUUUUGCACGUUAUGCGUAAAUGGAUAGGCAAUAAUCAGGUGGACAUAAUUGGGCACUAGUUUCCUGUCGUGGUUAGAUUUUCUCAAGACUGGCCCCACUGAUCAGAAAUUAGUUGGUUUACUACCAGAAGAAAAGGAAAGGAUAGCAAAUAGCUUCUUCAUACGUAGUUUCUGUUUUAUUUUUUAUUUCCAAAGCUGAAGUGCAUGUCUUUCAGUAUCAGCAGGUUACGGGAGGAGCUCAUCAAUGAAUUGUGGCUGGAUUUCAUCAUUAACAGUGUGAGCAAAUGGCAAACGUAGCAGCCGAGCUGUGCAAAGCAGUGCCCCACAAACAGCCACAAAGUAAACAGCCAACAAGAGAAACUCCAGUAUAAAACCUAAACACUCAUCAUGUCUAAGCAAAGGACCAUUCGUCUGGAUUGUGGGAAAAGCACUUCAGUGAUGUACGUCCUGGGGACUGAACUCAGCAUUGACUUAUACACUUCUUCCCCUCCAGGAUCCACAUCAUUUGAAGUACGCUUCAGCCCAGGGACAAAGUGUUCAAUUUCAAGUCAUGGUUCUGUAUUGUCAGACCAACCCAAACUAUGGCCCAUUGACAGAAGGACCUUUCUCCUGGUCACUGUGGACAUACCAAGCAGAGAUGUCAAUGACAAGAAGAUCACGGUUACCUAUUUUGGAAAGGAUGCUACUAAGCCCAUAGAUAAGAUGAUGCUGGCGCUCACAGCCGUCUACAUCUCCCUGGAUGUGGAUGCAGAUCGUGACGGCAAAAUUGAAAAGAAUAAUCCAAAUAAGGCUUCUUGGUCUUGGGGCCCUGAUGGACAUGGUGCGAUUCUUCUUGUGAACUGUGACCGGGAUAAUCUAUCUGCUUCUAAACCAGACAACGAAGACUUAGCAGUGAAUAGCUUUAACGAUUUGAAAGAUAUGUCUCGCAUUAUCCUGAGAACAGAGGGACCCGAGUCUCUGACAUCUGGUUACAAACUCCAUCUGAGCAUUUCAGCCUCUGAUAACGACAAAGUCAAUGUCUUUUAUCAUAAGCAUACAAGUAUCACAUCAGUCCUUGGGCCGAAGAAGCUGUCAUUUGCUGUUGAUUACGCAGUCGGAAGCAGCGACUAUGACUUCUAUGUGGAAGCUCUUAAGUUUCCAGAUGCGGGCAUUAACCCCUUUGUGACCAUUAACCUCAACUUGCUGGAACCAAUGACCAUUGGCGAGGCUCCUAUCUUCACAGACCGGAUUGUAUUCCGCAUUGCUCCAUGGAUUAUGACUCCAAACACUCAGGCCCCGUUGGAAGUAUUUGUGUGCAGGAUGUUUUCUGACCCAAGGUCUCCAAGUUCUGCAGGGAAUGAGGAUUUCCUGAGGGAAUUCCAGGCCUUUGUGCAAAAGGCAAGGUGCAAGCUGACAAUUUGUCCUCAGCAUGUCAAUCGUGGUGAUCGUUGGAUACAGGAUGAAAUUGAAUUUGGUUACACAGAAGCUCCUUACAAGUACUUACCUGUUGUGUUGGACUCUCCUCGAAAUCGUGGCCUACAAGACUUUCCCUAUCAACAAAUCCUGGGCAUUGAUUUUGGACACGUAACCCAGAAUACUAGUGAUGUCAGCAGCCUGGACUCCUUUGGGAAUCUGGAGGUCAGCCCACCAGUGACCGUGAACGGAAAAGACUAUCCUUUUGGAAGGAUCAUUAUCGGAAAUGCUUUCCCAACGACUUAUGGCGGGAGAAAGAUGACAAAGGUGGUUCGGGAAUUCCUGCACGCUCAGAAAGUGCAGUCACCGAUUGAGCUCUACUCCGACUGGCUGGCGGUUGGUCAUGUAGAUGAAUUCUUGAGCUUUGUUCCAGCCCCUGACAGAAAGGGCUUUCGACUUCUCCUGACCUGUCCUGACGCCUGCCUCAGGUUGUUCACAAAGCUGCAGCAAGAGGGUCACGGGGAGCUGAAGAUGUUUGAAGGUGUAAGCCCUAACACAAUCAAAAUUAAUGAAAUACUUGAGGAUAAAAAAAUAGUUGAAGAUAAUGCCUUUGUACAGGAAUGCGUUAAUUGGAACCGCGAUAUCCUAAAGAGGGAAUUGGGGUUAGACGAAGAAGACAUUAUUGAUAUUCCUGGAUUGUUUUUCAUGAAAAGUGGUCAUGCAAAGGCGUACUUCCCAGAUAUGGUCAACAUGAUUGUCCUCGACAAAUACCUGGGCAUUCCCAAGCCCUUUGGACCUCUGAUCAAUAAAAAAUGUCCACUGGAAUCUGCAGUACGCUCUUUGCUGGAACCACUCGGUCUGCAUUGUUACUUCAUUGAUGACUUUUCUUCCUAUCACCUGAUGCUUGGUGAAGUUCACUGUGGUUCCAAUGUCCGCCGUAAACCAUUUCCUUUAAAGUGGUGGAACUUGAAGAAGUAAUCACCACUUACUGUUUCCACGGUGAAUCUAAUUACCUUGGCCUGGAAAUUCUGCAUGUUGGUAUUAAUGAACUAUAUUUUUCCAUCUAUCCUGAAUUGUUCUUACUAGGCGUUUGCCUUCUUCUAAUUACUAACGCCUUCUCUGAGAAUGUGUAGCCUCUGGUUUCAAUGCACAAUGUCACAUGAUGAGAUACUGGACCCUGAAUUUCUGGUUUCGGUCGGCAGUCUAUUGUUUAAAAAUGAAACCUGACUCCAGGCCUCAACAUGACUCUGACCCUUUUGUUCCAGGUGUGACUCAAAGCUUUGGUUCAUUGCUUAUGAAUGACGCAUUGACACCUACCUUCCUGUAGUAGAGCACUUCAAUUUCAGAGGCUGUUUUAUUUGUUAAGGGCACCUUCUAAAGUUCACAUUGUGUGAAAUAGGAAGAGUAUCAAUUUAUGCUACUUUUGCGGCUUCUCGGUAACAAGACUACAAAAGACAACAUACUUGUUGUGAAAGCUUCACAUCUUCUGUUAUAUAAUGAUCUUGACGCAAUAAAGAUUUGAUUCAAAUAA